Molecule: messenger RNA, 819 nt
Organism: Schistocerca gregaria
Lineage: Eukaryota; Metazoa; Arthropoda; Insecta; Orthoptera; Acrididae
Gene: Dnaaf6
Product: dynein axonemal assembly factor 6
Exons: 3
Coding region: 1-606 (201 amino acids)
Biological process (GO): axonemal dynein complex assembly
Cellular component (GO): cytoplasm
Molecular function (GO): protein-folding chaperone binding; dynein intermediate chain binding
Source: RefSeq, a predicted model, not a curated record
AUGCUCAGUACGAAGGAUGUGAAGAGACUAGCAGAGUUGCUGAAAACAGAAGAUCAUGAAUCCGACAGCGACGAUGACUUACCAAAAUCUGGUCUCGCUCGAUUAGGCCCUGGUGACGUCGGUCCCACAAAGAAACAAAUGGGCAGCUCAACUGCCGGUGACAAAAAGAAGAGCACUGACGUGAAAGCUGUCGAUGGAAGAGGAGACGCGGAGAUCUGUCUUGACCAGAAGGCCAUCUGGAGCGACGACGAGGUGGUCGAAGUGGACGAUAUGGAGGACCCCCGAGAAGAGCCGCGCUACCACUUCUCUUACCGGCAGGACGUGGGGGCGGAAGACGUCUACUUGCAGUUGGGCCCGCGCACCCCGGCGACGGCGAGCUGCGAGUGGCUGGUGUUGGAGGUGUGGCUGGAGGGAGAGCGCCGCUGUGACGUCGACGUGUCGCUGCACCCGCAGCGGCUGGAGCUGCGCUCGCCGCGCUACCGCCUGUCGCUGGCCCUGCCACAGCCCGUGCUCCCAGACAGCAGCGCCGCUACCUUGGACCCCGACAACUACGUGCUCAAACUGCGCAUGCGCAUGUCACGCGAACUGGAUUUUGUCAACUUCUAGGCUCGUACCAUAAGUUUCAUUUUAUUGUUGUAUUAUUCCAUGCAACCUACUUGAAUCGAUAUUUCCUGGAAACUUCAAACACAUCCGAUAUUAAGCAGAGUCUAGUUUGUUUUAGUUUUGUUGAUUGCGUUCAACAGCUUUUAUAAAUUGUAGAAAUGGCAUGUAAAACUGCUGUUCAAUUUAUUCUUUAUUGUGCGACUAGUUUCAGUCAGA